Molecule: messenger RNA, 3477 nt
Organism: Cuscuta campestris
Lineage: Eukaryota; Viridiplantae; Streptophyta; Magnoliopsida; Solanales; Convolvulaceae
Source: the annotation of a GenBank genome assembly
AGCUACUAAAUAUUUGAUUCCAAGUCCAAACGGGACCAAUUGCGAAACGCCAAACGGUACGACUUUGGUCACUGUUCGUCGUCGUCGUCACUGAGAUAGAGACUCCGGCGAGAAGUUCAAAGCGCCAUUUCUACGCUGGUUUAGCAAAAAGUUAGCUGCUGUUUGAAAGAAGUAGCUCCGGAAUCUCGAGAUGGAAUACAGAGUAUCAGGUCUGCUUGCUGGGUCUGAUAUUCAUGGCUUCCACACCUUGGAAGAUUUGGAUGUCAAGACUGUGAUGGAGGAAGCCAACAUGAGAUGGCUACGGCCAAAUGAGAUUCAUGCUUUCCUCUGCAACUAUAAGUAUUUCACAGUCCAUGUUAGGCCUGUGAACCUCCCAAAAAGCGGCACCAUUGUUUUCUUUGAUCGUAAGAAGCUUAGAAACUUCCGAAAAGACGGUCAUAAUUGGAAAAAGAAAAAGGAUGGAAAAACUGUCAAAGAAGCUCACGAGCAUUUAAAAGUUGGUAAUGAAGAAAGAAUUCAUGUAUACUAUGCACAUGGAGAAGAUAAUUCAACAUUUGUUCGCAGAUGUUACUGGCUGCUCGAUAAGUAUUUCAAUUAUUGAGUUCUUGAUGAAUUGACAUUUGUUGCUUUUGUUUCACUCAAAGUUAUGAAUGUUUGAGAUCUUCACAAAAAAAGAAAAGAAAAGAUGAAAGAGCAGGCUGUUUGGUUUUUUUCAUGUUAAUUUAUGCUUGUAACAGGAGUCUGGAACAUAUAGUGCUUGUUCAUUAUCGUGAAACGCAAGAGUUGCAGGGUUCACCAGUCACUCCUGGGACUUCAAAUUUCAGUUCUGCCUUUUCUGAUCCAUCAUUUCCUUUGCUUUUAUCAGAAGAAUCUGAGUCCGCAUUUGAAUGUACAAAUCAGUCUGGAAAGCAAGCAUGUUUAGAGCUUAAUGGAAACAUGACAAUCCAAAAUCAUCAACAGACUUUGCAUGACAUUAACACUCUUGACUGGGAUGAGCUUUUGGCACCUGAUGACCCUAGCAAGUUGCAAUCAACUCAAGAAGUUGUAGCAAACGCUUCACCUUGGCAACAACAUCAAUAUGAAGCAAAUAGUUUCAAACUCAUUGAUAACAGUUUGUCAGCUGAGACAUUAGCAGUAGGAUAUAUUGAUAAUUUACCUGGGCAAAUAUCGGUAAGCAAUUCUCUUCAUUUCAUCAUCCCAAAUGAUGUGAUGCUUCAGUCAGUGAAUGCUCCAGUGACUUCAUAUUCUGAGAGGAAUGAUUUUGAUGAUCUGAGUAAGGUUGGUCUUCAAGGUCAGGACAGUUUUGGCAGAUGGAUGAACUACCUAAUAGCUGCAGAUUCACCAGGAUUUGUGGGUGAUCUAUCACCUGAGACUGCAACUUCAGAUGGUUAUCAAUCUUUAGAAUCACAAAGUAUUAAAGAACAGUUAUCUGCACAUGAACAGAUCUUUAACAUAACAGAUGUCUCACCUGCAUGGGCUUUUUCAACUGAAGAAACAAAGGUAUUACUGAUUGGGCAUUUUCAUGGAGGACAGCCGCAACUGGCAAGUGCCAAUCUUGUUUGUGUCUGUGGAGAUGCUCAUGUUCCUGCAGAGCUUAUCCAAUCUGGGGUAUAUCAAAUUUUACUCUCACCUCAUCGUCCUGGAUUGGUUAACCUAUUUUUGAGUUUUGAUGGCUCUAAACCCAUCAGUCAAGUGAUAGCCUUCGAAUUUCGAGCUCCUUUAAUUCAUAAAAAAUCUACUGCCCCUUCAGAGGUGUUGUGGCAUUGGGAAGAAUUAAGAGUUCAAUUGAGGCUGGCACACUUGCUGUUUACCACACCUAAGAGCCUUGAAAUUUCAUCUAGUCCAGUACCACAAGAUGCCUUGAGAUGUGCUAAAACUUUUACCCAUAAAUGCUCUCAAAUUACCCGAAGCUGGGCAUUUUUAACCAAAUCCAUCAAUAACAAUGAACUCCCUUUCCCACAAGCAAAAGAGGAUUUGUUCGAGCUGUCUCUGCGCAACAAGCUACUGGAAUGGCUACUGGAACGUAUUCUUGAAGGGUGUAAAAUACCCGAGCGGGAUGAACAAGGUCAAAGUGUUAUCCAUUUGUGUGCUAUUCUAGGUUACACAUGGGCUGUCUACCCAUAUAAAUGGUCCGGCCUAUCAGUGGACUACAGAGACAAAUUUGGAUGGACUGCUCUUCAUUGGGCUGCAUAUUAUGGCAGGGAAAAAAUGGUUGCAGUUCUUUUAGCUGCCGGGGCAAAGGCAUCUAUGGUCACUGAUCCAAAUUCUGAAACCCCUGAUGGACUCACUGCAGCUGACCUUGCAUCUAAGAAUGGAUAUGAGGGUCUAGGAGCUUAUCUUGCAGAAAAGGCUCUAGUUGCACAAUUCAAUGAUAUGACUUUGGCUGGCAAUGCUAGUGGUUCACUCCAAACUGCAGCAGCAGCAGAAUCUGAUAAUGUCACCAGUGGUGACUUGGAACUGAACGAUACUCUGGCAGCUUACCGGACAGCUGCUGAUGUAGCCUCACGCAUACAGGCUGCAUUCAGGGAACGUUCCUUUAAAUUGAGGAGGAAAGCGGUCGAGUCUUCAACUCCAGAGAUUGAAGCACGGAGUAUAAUUGCUGCCAUGAAGAUCCAACACGCUUUUCGCAAACACGAGACGAGAAAAAGAUUGGCAGCUGUUGCGAGAAUCCAGUAUACUUUCAGAACAUGGAAGAUUCGGAAAGAUUUUCUUAACAUGCGCCGCCAAGCUGUCAAAAUUCAGGCCAUGUUCCGUGGUUUCCAAGUCCGGAAGCAGUACAGAAAGAUCACUUGGUCUGUGGGGGUGCUUGAAAAGGCAAUUUUACGCUGGCGUUUGAAGAGGAAGGGGUUCCGUGGACUUCAGGUUCCUGCGACCAUUGAGAGCCAGGAGAAAGAAGAUUGCAAUGUAGAGGAGGGGGAGGAGGACUUCUUUCGAGCAAGCAGGAAACAAGCAGAAGAGCGUGUUGAGAGGGCGGUUGUGCGGGUCCAGUCAAUGUUUCGUUCGAAAAAGGCACAGGGAGAAUAUAGAAGGAUGAAGCUACAGCACAACUCAGCAUGGCUGCAAUAUUACGAAGAGGAGUGUCUUGAUCCUGAUACUCACAUGGAACAAAAAUGAUAAAAAUGUAACUGGCAUUUUACUCCAAAAAGACAAGCAGGAAGCAGUUGUGCAGGUUUUCUAUAAAAACUUGAAUAUUCUCAGGUAAUUGCUGUAAUCUUGCUGAUAUAUUUUACCCCUUAAAAAGCAGAAAAAAGAAUGGGAAAAUAGCUUGAAAAUAUAAUAUUGUAUUCUUCAACUAGUGUUCCUACAAGAUUGGGUAGUCCUUUCUAUAAUAAUCUCUAUUCUUAAAAAGAAAAAUAAAAAGUGAGUGGUACCAGUCUCAUUGUAAUAUGAAAAAAUAAAUGUUGGUGUCCAUAAUAUCGGAAAUGUUGAUGCAAAUUCAACUUUCAUAUGAUGUGCUAUUGUACAUUUGGCACACGA